Molecule: messenger RNA, 3546 nt
Organism: Leptopilina heterotoma
Lineage: Eukaryota; Metazoa; Arthropoda; Insecta; Hymenoptera; Figitidae
Gene: tll
Product: nuclear receptor subfamily 2 group E member 1
Exons: 5
Coding region: 257-1549 (430 amino acids)
Biological process (GO): cell differentiation; positive regulation of transcription by RNA polymerase II; anatomical structure development
Molecular function (GO): nuclear receptor activity; zinc ion binding; RNA polymerase II cis-regulatory region sequence-specific DNA binding
Source: RefSeq, a predicted model, not a curated record
CAUCGACGCAAAAUCAACCCCUCCAAAAGGCGAGGGGUUGGCCCUAAAUACAUUGAAAAUGUUCACGCCCUUCCUUAGAGGAAAGGGAACUCUUAUGACCAAUCCCCGUUUGGGACCAAAUUCAAAAGGCAAGAUCAGAAACCGACCCUAUGAACAAAAAUUUUUCUCCCUGUAUCCUGCGAUGAUGAUGAUAGUUGGAGAAUUCAUUCAAGAGUUUAGACGAGAGUGAAACGUGACUGUGAAAAAGGGUGUUUUAAUGAAGAAAAUACGAAUUUUGGACAAAAUGCAGGCGCAGGAGGCAUCAAUGACACAUGUGUCGGUUAGCACACAAAAAAUGCAACCCUCAUCAAGUCGCAUCUUAUAUGAUAUUCCAUGUAAAGUGUGUCGUGAUCAUUCCUCGGGGAAGCAUUAUGGAAUAUUUGCCUGCGACGGCUGUGCUGGUUUCUUCAAGAGGUCAAUAAGACGUUCGCGACAGUAUCAUUGCAAAGCAAAGGCCGAGGGCGGUUGCACGGUUGACAAAACACACAGAAACCAAUGUCGCGCUUGUCGUUUGGCAAAAUGCAUACAAGCCGGAAUGAAUAAAGACGCGGUUCAACAUGAGAGAGGACCGAGAAAUUCAACACUCAGGAGACAAAUGGCGAUGUACUUGAAGGAACCGGAAGUUAUAAAUACUUUGGUACCACCAACGCCAGCUGCGGCUGCGGCCGCCGCAGCAGCGUUGGACCUUGCACUUCCAAAACCUCCACUGGAUCAUCGAAUUCAACCUCCAAUUAUGCCACCAAGUGGACCACAUCACCACCACCAUCAUCACCAUCAUCAUCGUGUGCCCCACACAAUGCCACAUCCAAUCUACGCACACGCUAGCAUCAACAUGUGUAAGAUACCGCUCACAGCUGGAAUACCAAUAAUGCCGGCCAUUACUCCAGAGCCAGUUUGCGAGCAAGCGGCACAAAUUCUCUUCAUCAAUGUCCGUUGGGCGAGGGACUUGACAUCAGGUUCGGGUCUAUCGAUGGACGAUCAAUUAACACUCCUCGAAGCAUCGUGGCGUGAAUUAUUCCUCCUCACAGCAGCGCAAAUAUUACCAAACUUAGAUCCAACAUCCCUUCUACCACCAAGAUCCCAAAGUCUUUCUCUCGCAUUUCAAGUGAAUAGAUUUCGUGAGACAUUAUUAAGUUUUCAUGCAAUGAAUCUCAGUGCUAAUGAAUAUGCCUGCAUUAAGGCUAUUGUUUUAUUUAAAGCCGGUCUUGAAUGCGAAGCACUGCCAAGCAGUCCAAGCAGUAAUGGAUCAUCAUCGCCAACAAAUGGUGCGCCAAUGGGUAAAUUACGCGAUCCAGCAACAGUCGCUAGAUUAAGGGACAAUUUUCAAAUAGCAUUGGGUCAUCAAUUGAGUUCCAUUGCCUAUGGUACAUUGAGAUUUGGUAAAAUUUUACUACUCUUACCAACAUUAAAGUGCAUCUCACCGGGAACAAUUGAGGAACUCUUCUUUAGACGCACAAUUGGCAUUAUUCCAAUGGAGAGAAUUAUUUGCGAUAUGUACAAAUCGCCUUGAGUUUCAAAAACCGCAAAAGUGUUUGAAAACAAAAAUCCAAACUUUGGUCUUUUAAACUUUAAUUUUUCCAAGUUUCGGUCUUUCAAACUUUGGGUUUUCCAAACUUUGGUCUUUCAAACUUUAUUUUUUUUUAAGUUUUGGCCUUUCAAACUUUGGGUUUUUCAAACUUUGGUCUUUCAAACUUUGGGUUUCCAAACUUUGGUCUUUCAAACUUUGGGUUUUCAAACUUUAAUUUUUUCAAGUUUUGGUCUUUCAAACUUUGGGUUUUUCAAACUUUGAUCUUUCAAACUUUGGGUUUCCAAACUUUGGUCUUUCAAACUUUAAUUUUUUCAAGUUUUGGCCUUUCAAACUUUGGGUUUUUCAAACUUUGGGUUUCCAAACUUUGGUCUUUCAAACUUUGGGUUUUCCAAACUUUGGUCUUUCAAACUUUAAUUUUUCCAAGUUUCGGUCUUUCAAACUUUGGGUUUUCAAACUAUAAUUUUUCCAAGUUUCGGUCUUUCAAACUUUGGGUUUUCCAAACUUUGGUCUUUCAAACUUUAAUUUUUUCAAGUUUUGGUCUUUCAAACUUUGGGUUUUCCAAACUUUGGUUUUUUAAACUUUAAUUUUUCCAAAAGUUUUGGUCUUUCAAACUUUGGUUUUUCCAAACUCAAGGUGCAUUUUUCUAGGCAUAUAGGCAAUAUAUCAUCGUUUGGUUAAUCGUCUAACGAUAUUGAACAAGCGGCGCAAACAAAUAGUAUAUAUAUAUAUGUGUGUAUAUAAAAUGUUGAUAAAAGUAAAUCUGUGAUAUAAACAUAUCACGAUAAAUUAAAAUUUAGAAGAAUAUUUUUUUUAUGAAAAAAGAAAGAAAAGAAGAGCAUUAAAUUCCAAAAUGUGCACAAAGUGCAGUGGAAGCAAUAAAUUGAGGAAGAAAAAAGAAAAAAAAGAACACAUGUACCUAAAUUAUGUACCGGAAAUACGUUAACAGAAUAUUAUAUGUAUUGUAAUUUUUCCAAUAUAUGUGACUCUAUAAGUAAAAGUUACGCUCAUCGCAGCAAAAAAAAAUUUUACUCUCUUCAGCAUUUAUAAUCUUGUAAAUUAAAAAACGUCUAUGACUUUGAUUAUAAUUUUAACCUUGACUUUGACAUUAAUAUUAACAUUAAUUUUUGACUUCGAUAUUGAUUCUGAGUUUGACUUUCUUUUUGACUUUCAAUUUAACUUUGACUUCCACUUUGAUUCUCAAAGUCAAAGUCAGAGUGAAAAUAAAAUUCAAAGUCAAAGUCGCAAAUUUUUCACCGCGUCAAGCAAACUUUCACGAUAGAGAUUUCACAAUUGUAACUUAGAGAAUUUUUUUCCCAACCAUUUUUGAUUGAUUCAAAUUUUUUUAUCGAUUAUUUCGGCCAUAGUGCAAAAAAAAAACGCGUUUCAAACGUGUUCCCAAAAAUAUAUUUUAUUGUAAAACAAUUGUUAUAAAAAAGAAAAAAUAUUGUACUUUUUUUAUAAAUAAAACUUAUUAAGAAUUCUGUGAAUUCACUUUUGCGAAAUAAUGAAAUAUUAAAAUAAAAACGAAAAUCUAUUAAUUUAUAAUUUAUAUACUAUUAGUAAUAAUCGAUAAUUUCUUUUGAAUCGAAAAAAAAAAAAAUUCUCCCAGGUUAAUUGAUUGGAAAAUUUAAAAAAAAAAAAAAAUAAGAAUCUGGAAAACGUGGUACAAGACUGUAUGCUAUUGAUUGAUAGAAAAAAAAGAAUCAUAUGUUGUAAAUAUAUUCUAUCGUGUAGAUAUUUAAAAAAAAAAUUGUACAUAGAAAUAGAUAAAAAUUGUCCUUUAACGUGUGUAUAUGAAAUUUAAGCCUUUUUUUUAAAAAAUAAAAUUUUUCUCGUAUUUUAUCAUGCAAACAUAGUUGCAAUACAAUUUUUUUUCGAAUUUUAUGUUGUACAUAUUUUUAUUUACUAAGGCACUCGCUGCGCGUUUUAAUAAUUAUAUAUAUACAUCAGUUAUAUGUAGACAAUUCAUAUAUAUGCCA